Messenger RNA from Myotis brandtii (Brandt's bat), 404 nucleotides. RefSeq names its product unconventional myosin-XIX-like. Gene Ontology annotation, biological process: vesicle transport along actin filament; actin filament organization. Lineage: Eukaryota; Metazoa; Chordata; Mammalia; Chiroptera; Vespertilionidae. The transcript has 3 exons. Gene Ontology annotation, molecular function: microfilament motor activity; actin filament binding; ATP binding. Gene Ontology annotation, cellular component: vesicle; cytoplasm; myosin complex. The annotation marks the transcript as partial. The record is from RefSeq and is a predicted model, not a curated record.
AAGUGGGGUUGCAGUCUGGCAAACAGUAAAUGCCUAUGGAAUGAAUGGGUAACUAAUGGGCUCUGGUCUGCUUGUGCCAGGGCCCAUCAGAUGACUGGAGCUGCAGUCCAGACCUACCUCCUAGAGAAAACUCGCGUGGCCUGCCAGGCCUCCAAUGAGAGGAACUUCCACAUCUUCUACCAGAUCUGCAAAGGAGCCAGUGCAGAUGAGAGGCUCCGGUGGCACCUCCCCGAGGGAGCCGCCUUCUCCUGGCUGCCCAACCCAGAGAGGACCUUGGAAGAGGAUUGUUUUGAGGUGACCAGAGAGGCCAUGCUUCAUCUUGGCAUCGACACCCUCACCCAGAACAACAUCUUUAAGGUCAGAAGGAAAGCCAUGGCACUUACAUUUGACAGAGGUCACUGGAA